AAUGUUCAAUAUUACGAGAUUAGAAAUCUCCUCCAGCGCUCUUGUUCAGACAUUGUAACGAGAUCGGCAUCAUGUCCUCCUUAUCCUCACUCAACUCACGGCGUGAAAAACCCGUUAUCCUAAAAGACUCUUAUUUUCUUCAAUGAUUAUUUUACAUUCACAGCACCUCCAAGAAAUCUCAAGUCACGACACUAGCCUGCGUGAAUACAGCCAUCCCUGGAUCCUCGCUCCUCGCCGCCUGGGACGUUCCCAGGGAGCGGACAAGUCUAUGAUACCUGUGAGGAAGUUAGCCUGAUGAGAGAGGGCUGUAUUCCAGCGCAGACUGGUCAUGCACUUUGUUUACGUCCAAAGCCUACAAAUAAUUUGUACUGAUUCAGGUUUGGAUGGAAUUAAGCCAAAAUAUUGUAAACUUUAACUAAAAUUACGAGGCCUUCAAUUAAAUUCAAGGCCAUUCAGCUCACAUGUAGAGCGCAGGAUACAAAAAAACUCUGUCCGCGAUCAUGAAAGUUGUACUUAUUUAAACCUAUACAAAGUCGGCGGGUCUACUUUUUCCAUGUUAAGACACUGAAUGCAGUUUUAUAUAAACCUCUAGUUUUUUACAAUCAUCUAUCACGAAACCCCUUCAUAAUAAAUGACAGUUCUUUUCCCCCAGUUAUAAUGUGAUGCAUGGAUCAAGACCCCGAUAUAACCUACCCCUAUAUCACAAGUCCCCUGGCAAUGAAUAGCAGGUGUGGAUUACCCUCCAGACGUAUACGCAAACACCGUACCAUUGCACCGCAAUAAUUCUGACUACCAAAAUAACAACAACACAACUGACAAUAAUAACAACAAACUGCAUGUUUUCAUUUCAUCCAUAGUAAUCAUUUACUCCUCUUACCAAAUCUAUGUGCAACGAAAACGCUACGUGGCUCUAUCAGACAGAGUAUUAAACUCAGCUACAAUCCUGAAUUUCGUUCACGUGUUGAAAUAUAUGAAAGGUUGGGCAAAUUUGUCGGUAAAAAGUCCCAAAAGGCGGAUGCGUUUUGUGGCAGUGAAAAAGUUGAGAAGCGUUCUGGUUUUGCUAUUUAUUCAUAUUUUAGGACAGUGCAUUAACAGCAGUUAAAAACGAUCCAAAGUUCUAAACUAAGUAUGUGAAAGGGGUACCAUCUGUGAAUAGACAGUAUAGGAAAGGGGUAUCUCUUCAGUCAAAAAUGGUAAAUAAAAGCAGGUAAGGGGGUGGACCCUGGAGCGGAGCCUCCCCGUAGAAAACUUUGUUGAGUACCCCCACCCCCUCACCCGGGGUCCUCAAUCCGGCUCCUGGAAAGAGAAAAACAAAUUGGGGACCAACAGCAGGCACGAUUAUCACUUGCAAUACCCUUCCGGUUCCGUUCUAUAUGGUUAACCGCAGACAAAGAUUACAGCCCUCUUAAAGAGCCAUUGUCAUUUUGUUUUGACAAAAUUAUAAUUCUUCAAGUUGAUCGCUUGCCUAAAAACACUGCCGUGAACCCUCUGGUGACCUUUCUACUUGACUGUAGCACGUGAUCAACCUUGCCAUUUCUCGACACCAGGACGAGGUUGGGCGCGUCAUCUCUAUCGCGAGAAGCUUGGAGAUACCCCCAAAAGGAGAACUUCGGCAGAUU
This is a messenger RNA of Porites evermanni, 1619 nucleotides long. Lineage: Eukaryota; Metazoa; Cnidaria; Anthozoa; Scleractinia; Poritidae. The record is from the annotation of a GenBank genome assembly.